UUUACCAUGGUUGCGCAAAUAAAUACAAACAAGACUUUCAGCGAUUGUUUGUCAAGAAGAGGAAUAGUCUGUGCAAGAAGUCGCUCAAUUUGUCUCUAAACGGGUAUUUUUAGUAAACGAACUUUACUAAUAAUACAAUUAUUAGUUGCUGAAGCGGUGUUUAAACUUGACAAAGUAGAAAGUGGCAGCGUUGGCAGCAGUGCUCCGGCGGUCUGAUCCGCAGCCUGUUAACAGAGAAGAUGCCAGCAGCAGAGGAAUCACAUGGUGUCAGCAAAGUUGUGGACAACAUUUGUAGGCUUUCUCCAGAUCUGUUGGCUGAAGCAUGUCAGCACAUUCUGACAUAUCUUCAAGGGCAGACGAAAGGAGUAGAUUCAGCUGAAAUUUCUGAUAGAUUUCAGAGAGCUGGAGUCAGACUUGAGCAUGAAACUCUACAGAACAUUGUCAGAUUUCUCUUGUUAACAUUCAGGUCAGCUGGGAAGAGCAACAUCUCUGGUGAUGACCUUGUGUCAAAGCUGGAAGAAGGCAGUAACAAGUGGUCCAAAGCUUCCCUUCAGGUGUUGCACAAGUUGUGGAGUGAACAUGGUGUAUUAGUCCAUGCUCAGCAGGAGGUCCAGGCCAUGCUCAGCAUCAGCCAGAUGGUGGACAUGCAGUGGAAGCUUGGCAUGGCAGUGAGCUCCGACACAUGCCGAUCUCUCAACUCCCCAUAUGUGUCUCUACUGCUGAAGUUUGUUGAGCCCUCUGGACAGAUUAGUCAGAGGUCUUUUGAGAUGACCAUUCCACAGUUCCAGAACUUUCACAAGCAGUUUAAGGAGAUGGCAGCUGUUAUGGAGACUGUAUGAUGGUUGCAAGCACAAGUGCUUGUCGCAAUUACACCCCAGUUUACAUGUAACCAACGGAAGAAGAUUCUUACACAGCUUUUUGUCUGCUGUCUGACUGAAACUGUGGAUACAAAUUACUGCAAAUGUCAAUUGUUGGCUUUGCUUUGCACUUCCACUUUUUCACAGAUUGCAUAUCCAGAUGUAUAAUAGUUUAACAGUUUAAAAAAACGUGUCUUCACUUUGAACAUUGUACUUCCUCCCAUCAACGUAUCGAUAUGAAUAUGAUUUUAUGUACUGUAUACCCUGUUGCCAGGUUAUUAAGUACAUCUAGCUAAAACGAAUGCAGCCUGGUUACAGUCCUGCAAUAAAUCCCAAAACCUUCAUGAUGGUUACAAAGUUUAGUUUUGUUGUUUUAAUUCAACUGUCUGAUCAUUUCAGAGGAUGUAGUGUGUGGUGCCGUUGCACUGUAUUGCAGAGAGGUGUUUCUGUUAUUUAGCUUACACUUACUGACGUAAGUGGGGCGGACUAAAUAAUAAAAACACCUGUCAGUGUAACACAAUACAACUCAACAGCACCAUCAUGAUGGUUUUAGGAAUUUAUUGCAGAACUGUUAGAUUGCAUUGGUUUUAGCUCGGUGUACCUAACAUACUGGCAUCAGAGUUUGAAGCUACACUGCUAAUACUGCAAAACCCUUACUAAUAUUCAAAUAAUGCUUCAUUUGUUACAAAAUGUCUGACAUUGAUAUGGCUUAGAUUAAUCAUAGUUUGCACUAAACUUCUGUUUGCCUCUGGUUUUGCACUUUUAGACUUUACAGAAUGAACAAACAUUGCCACAGUGAACACAGCCUAUUGCUUAUGUUGUUGUGUUUUUAUCAAGGGUACGAGAUUGUGAUUAACUCUCUAUACAACAUCAUGUAUUAUACUCUAUAGUUUAAGUUAGUGACUAGAAUUGCAUUGAAACUUUGCAGUACAUUUCUUCUUCAUUUUCUUCAUUCAUUUUCGUCUUUACAGUCCUCAUGCUUUUUUGUUAAUAUCCAAAUUAUGAAGACUUACUGUUGAUGUUUGUUUUCCUUGGUGAUGCUAAAAUGCCUACUGUGUACCUCUGAGGAGGUCUUUGCCUUUUUUCUACUUUGUUCUCUCCACACUUGGAGGCCAUACAACAGUGAUGCAAUAAAUAAUUAUUAAAAGUAAA
Messenger RNA from Morone saxatilis (striped sea-bass), 2009 nucleotides. It is a transcript of the gene commd6, whose product is annotated as COMM domain containing 6. Bases 240 to 839 code for a protein of 199 amino acids. The record is from RefSeq and is a predicted model, not a curated record. NCBI's taxonomy places the organism in Eukaryota, Metazoa, Chordata, Actinopteri, Moronidae. The transcript has 7 exons. Gene Ontology annotation, molecular function: NF-kappaB binding.